Molecule: messenger RNA, 17233 nt
Organism: Coregonus sp. 'balchen'
Lineage: Eukaryota; Metazoa; Chordata; Actinopteri; Salmoniformes; Salmonidae
Source: the annotation of a GenBank genome assembly
AAGCAAAUGGUGAAUACAAACCUGUGUCCAUAUACAAGUACUUGUAUACAAGUACUCCAUAUACAAGUACUUUCUCCCUGUCUUUGGUGUACUAACACUGACUCUCUUGUCCCUCUCUCCUCCUCCUUUCUCCUCUCUCCCUAUCUCCUCCUCUCCUCUUUCCCUCCCUCCCUCCAGGUCUAACUGGUUGAAGCCGUGCUGUGGUCGGAGGGUAGCCUUGUGGCAGGUGUGUCUGCUCAGUGCAGGCUUCAACUGUUUCCUGGUGGCACUGGUCAUCCUGGUGGUGGUCUUCUUAACCGUGGAACUCCUCAUAGACACCAAGCAUCUACAAUGUAACUAUCCUUAGCAUUGACAGUAAAGGAAUAUCCUUAUACACUGUGUGCUAGUGACUCUAGAAAGUUAGGCUUGGGUAGUCCUGUGCUCCCUUGAUCCUGUGACCCAUGUUUUGGGAAUACAGCUCAUAGAGACAAUUAUCAUGAUACUGCAUUAACAUGCGUUCCAACCUUAUAUACAACUGUUUUAUAAACAUGAUUACAUUUCUUACCAAAGAGAGGAAAGUAAGGAGACUGAAAGGCCCAUAUUAGAGAGAAACAGCAUUGCCAGCCGGGAUAGUAAAUGACUCUAUGAACUAGUCUCUACUCAACAGCACUGACUGUCUGGGCAGGUGUCAUCAUUGAUUACAUUAUGGGCUGUAAGCCAAGGUUGCGUCCCAAAUGGUACCCUAUCCCCUACAUACUGCACUACUUUUGACCAGAGCCCUUUGGGCCCUGAUAAAAAGUAGUGCACAAUAUAGGGAAUAAGGUGCCAUUUGAGACGCACCCCAAGAGACAGGUCAGUAUUGAUAGCUGAUUCUCGCUCCACUCCACUCUGCUCUGCUCUGGGGACUACAGGACACCAGUCACUUCAGAUGCAUUACCAUAGAUUCUGACUGUCCUGGCUGUCCUGUUGCCAGCUCUGGAAAGACAAAUGGAGGGAGUGGGAAGGAGGGAAUUAGUGUUGGAGGAGAUGGAGAGGUACAGGUUGGCACAUGGAUUAAUGGAGGGAGAUACAGAGAGGGAUAAAUGGGCUGAUGGACCGAUGGAGGGGGAAGGAGAAGAAGAGAGGGGGGAGGGAGCGUUUACAACACUGUUAGAUGGAAAUGAGGAAUAGUGGUAAAAGGCAUGAUCAUUUCAUAUCUACGCACCAUUUAUCUGCCAGAUUUUGAUCGAUUCCAUCAAGACCAAGCAGUAAAGGAGUCACCAUCCUUUAAGAUACACAUUUUUCUCUUCUCUUGUUAUUUAUUCCAGUUGCCAAUGCUGUUCAAUUUGCCAGCAUCAUCCAUUGGAUCAGCCUUGCCAUCCUUUCACUCUUCUUCACUGAGGUAAGAAUGACACACACACACACACACACACACACACACACACACGGUUGAAUAAUAAUUAAAGAGGAGGUUAACAAGGUUUAGGGCUUGGGUUACAGUCAUAUGAUCCACCCAACACCUUAUAACACCUUUGCUCCCUGACACUAUAGAUGAAAGGUGUCAGAUUGGAAUGUUAUUCAAGGUCUAUAUAUUAAAAACUAAACUAUAGUUACUGUAACUAUAGGAACAUUGACUCAUUAAAUGGUCACCAUCUGCUUCCAAUCCACCAAUCAGAGAGCAGGACCCUAAAAAGGGAAUGUCCCUCUCUGCUUCUCUCUGACAGUGGAGCCGUUGUUUUCAUAAUGUGCUACUGCAUGAUGAAUGAGACAGGCCACUUUUCCAUUGUCACCCUUUCAGCAUGAUUAGAUUGUAACUCUAUCAUCCACCUUUUCCAAAUAAAGGACCAUCCCAACCCAACACUAGUGUGUGUUACUGUACAUAAUGGAUCAGGGAAGAUCAGACAACUAGGAGGGCCAUUGUACAGUGUCCAGGAUCAAUAUCCUUUUCCCACCCUCCCCUGACAUUCUGAUCGAUCGAAAGACUUGUAAAAAGUAUCCUUCAAAGAUUUGAUAUGUUACUUUCUGUGACCAUGUAGAAAAGGAAGGCUUGAGCUGAAGAAAGCCCACAUUCACAGCAGCAGUAUAUAAAUGGAGACUGUAACCUUUUUUUGUCCAUAUCCAAAUGACUCUUCAGAAUGUGUUAUAGAUGUGUUGAAACCUGAGGAGAGUGACAAUGUUUUGCAUGUCAUGGGAGAGGUUGUAUUGAGCUUUUUUCCUCCCCUUCCAUCCAUUCUCUCUCUCCCUCUUUUCACAGACUGUCUUCAGGAUUGUCGUCCUUGGGAUUUGGGACUACAUUGAGAACAAAGUAGAGGUAAGAUUAAUUUAGCAAGCUUCAUAGCAAGUAAUGAAAAUAUAGUAACUUUCCCUCGAGAAAUCAUGAGUUUUAUCAUUGAACAAAAAAACUAUUUCCAUAAAUCAAUUCACGACAGUUGUUAAAUGUUAAAUGCUGCCAAAAAGUCUGUGUGCAUUGCAAAUGUCCUCACAUAAUAAACCUCAGACAAUGUAAUCUCUUCUAAUGACUGUGUAGAAUGGACAAAGAUGACUAGUCUGUGACAGUGUAGCAUGUGAUGUGUGUGUGUUUGUGUUUGUGUUUGUGUGUGUGUACUCAUGCCUGCAGGUGUUUGAUGGGGCGGUCAUUGUGCUGUCCCUGGCCCCUAUGGUAGCCUCCACGGUAGCCAACGGCCCCAGCAGCCCCUGGGACGCCAUCAGCCUCAUCAUCACCCUGCGCAUCUGGAGGGUCAAGAGAAUCAUCGACGGUGAGACCGAGGACGGAGCAGACCAGACGCUCCCUUGUGUCCCUGCCUCCCCUGUCUGUCUGUCUGUCUGUCUAUCUGUCUGUCAAAGCCCUGCUGGAGGAUGUCUUACUAGAGUCAUUCAUGACCUAGGUGUAGUCAUCGUCCUUCUCAGUCAACAGCUUUCCUUAGUGUUCUUGGUAUUACUCUUAGAUGGACGGUUAGUUAGUUAGGACUGGCUCUAGUGAGAUAUUAUUGCAAAAUGUGAAACAACCUUACGUUGUACCAAUUGAUGAGUUUGAACUUCAACUAUCAGUCCUUAAUUAUUACACCUGACUGAUCUUCUACAAGAGGGACUACGACUGUGAUACUUGGUUGUCUCACCUAGCUAUCUUAAGAUGAAUGCACUUUGUAAGUCGCUCUGGAUCAGAGCGUCUGCUAAAUGACAAUAAUGACAAAAAUGUUUUUUUUAUUUACAAUUUUAGCGCUAAAUUCGAAAAUAUCAUACUUCACCUAAGGAUGAUAAAGUCUAUUGCUUAUUCAAUACACGAUUGGUGAAUCAAUCCUGCAAUGACAACACGACCCCAUUCUCCCCAUGAUUAUACACAUUAUUUACUAUUCAGAACAAUAUAGUUAUUGAUCAUCCCUCGGAGUAAAUUGCCACCCAUUCUCCUACUUAAACUGGUAUUGAUCCAAAGCCCUGUUUAAACAGAUUCAGAGAAGCCAUGAUAAUGACUAUACCAGCUGUUCUACAUUAUGCUAAUGUAACGCUGAUCGAUUUCUAACAGGAGGUCACCCUCAGUCUCAGUGAGAGCUGUGCAUGUAUGAUCAACCUACAGACCUCAGUCUCUCUAGCUAUAGACAGUAUACUUACAUGACCUCACCAUCAGCUCUGCAUGUAUGAUCGACCAAUCUCCAGACCAGAAACAGUGUACAUACAGUACAUGACCUCUGUAGUCUACAUGAGAGCUACAUAGGCCUACAUACCCUGAGUGUACAAAACAUUAAGGACACCUACAAUUUCCAUGACAUAAGAUGGAACAGGUAAAUCCAGGUGAAAGCUAUGAUCCCUUAUUGGUGUCACUUGUUAAAUCCACUUUAAUCAGUGUAGAUCAAGGGGAGGAGACAGGUUAAAGAAGGAUUUUUAAGUCUUGAGACAAUUGAGACAUGGAUUGUGUGUGUGCAAUUCAGAGAGUGAAUGGGCAAGACAAAAUAUUUAAGUGCCUUUGAAUGGGGUAUGGUAGUAGGUGCCAGGCGCACCGGGGCGGCAGGUAGCUUAGUGGUUAAGGAGCAUUGUGCCAGUAACUGAAAGGUCGCUGGUACUAAUCCCCGAGCUGACUAGGUGAAAUAUCUGUCGAUGUGCCCUUGAGCAAGGCACUUAACCCCAAUUGCUCAUGUAAGUCGCUCUGGAUAAGAGCAUCUGCUAAAUGACUAAAAUGUCAAUGUAAAAUGUUUGCAUCAAGAACUGCAAUACUGCUGGGUUUUUCAUGCUCAACAGUUUACCGUGUGUAUCAAGAAUGGUCCACCAGCCAACUUGACACAACUGUGGGAAACAUUGGCGUCAACAUGGGCCAGUAUCCCUGUGGAAUGCUUUCCACACCUUGUACAGUCCAUGUCCCGACGAAUUGAUGCUAUUUUGAAGGUGUCCUUAAUGUUUUCGUACACUCAGUUUAAGAGCUACAUAGAAUCUGAAAUACUGUACAUAUAGUUUGUACUAGUAUUAUUGCCAAUCCAGGUGAAAUUAACUAAUUUAUCAGCUCUGCUUUGAUGCUAAAUCCGAUAUUAGCAUUUUGAGAAAGUAAGUUAAAAUCCAACACUAGUCAUAUCAGAAAAUGGGGCAGUAAUCAUAAUGCGGUACAUCUAAAGCAUGUUAAGUCGUUUUUAGACGUCAACAGAAGAAACGCCCAACAGCAUUGAUUAAUUCUGCAGCAAUACAAUCAUCAACAAAACAAUGCAAUCACUUUAGAGAACAACUUAGUACUUCACAUUCGUUCAGAGUAUCUGUCUCCAGGGCAUGAGCUCUUGAUUUUCUUCAACCUGUUUGUUUAGAUGUGUUUGAGUGAUUGAGUUGGGUAGUUAGGCAGCCAGCCACGCUUAGCAAGAAAAUCAAACUCGCACCAAUACAGUAAGUGCUGGAGAGUCGAGAGCAACAUCGAUUACACACCAAGAAAAGUAAUAAGAUAGAAUACAUUCUUUCCUUUCAUCUCUCACUAAAAAAGUAUCAGAUAGAUGGAUGGAGAGAGAGAGAGCGAGAGAGAGAGAGAGAGAGAGAGAGAGAGAGAGAGAGAGAGAGAGAGAACACACGUUUCCCAUGCCAAUAAAGCCCUUAAAUUGAAUUGAAAUUGAAUUGAGAGAGAGAGAGAGAGAGAGAGAGAGAGAGAGAGAGAGAGAGAGAGAGAGAGUCAGAGAGAGAGACAGAAAUAGAGGGAGGGGGAGAGAAAGAGAUGGAGAGAGAGAGAGAGAGAGGUGUGGAGGCCAGGGGCUUUGCACUUGGCCUGAGCUGAGAGGAGAGGUGAGAGUGGAACAGGCUUUUGUGACGGAGGUGCUGUGGAAUCAACCAUGGUGCGAAUUACACUGCUGCUCGGCAUGUCCUGCCAUGCCAGCAGCUGUCAGCAGUCACACACGCACACACACAGUACACCAGCCGUCUUUGACAUGCUUAUUAUAGCCAUGCACAAAUUGGGCAGCUAAUAAUCCCCCACUUCAGCUUCCCCUUGGUGAAUGUGAAUUUGGCUGUGCCUGCCUGCCCCCUCUGCUCUGCUCCCCUUGUUGAGUAUGAGUUCUGCUGUGCCUGUCUCCCCCCUCUGCUCUCCCCCUCCCUCCCCAGCCCUGAGUUCCGCUGUUUCUUCCUCCCCCCUCUGCUCUCCCUCCCCAUGCGUUCUGCUGUGCUGUUCCGGCCUGCCCCCUCUGGUGUCUCCCUCCCUGUCCCUGCAUGUUCACAUCAACAGCUCUAUUAAUAGGCUAUGGGAGAGCAGAGCAGAGCUGCUGGAGAGAGAUGGCUGCAGGCACUGCCUGCUGUCAGUAGUUCACUAGUAGGUCUGUAGAGGGCUUGGUUAUUCACUCUGCUGCUACACAAAAAAAGUCCCAGUCUGUAUGGCCUAGUAAUCUGGCCCUAAACAGGAAAAUCAGCCGUAGCAGAAGAGGAGAUGUGCACUAAGGUCACUGUGUAGAACAGAAGAGGGAAUAUGACUCAGCUGAAGUCAAUACCAGAGCAUGUGGACUUCUGUGUCUUGUGUGCGUAUAUAUCAUACGUAUUGGAGGUCCUCAGAAAUACGUAUAGUAUGUUUCGUAUGGCUCUGAGGCCAGGCUGUGUGUGCAUGUGUUUGGUUUUGAGUGAAGAUAUGGUCUAAUCCCUUUCUCUCUCCCUCCCCUAUCUCUUCUCUCUCUUUCUGUCUCUUCUCUCUAUCUCUCUCUCUCUCUAUCUGUCUCUUCCCUCUCUCUCUAUCUGUCUCUUCUCUCUCUAUCUGUCUCUUCUCUCUCUCUCGUCUCUUCCCUCUCUCUAUCUGUCUCUUCCCUCUCUCUAUCUGUCUCUUCUCUCUCUAUCUGUCUUUCUCUAUCUGUCUCUUCUCUCUCUCUCUCUAUGUCUCUUCUCUCUCUCUCUAUCUGUCUCUUCCCUCUCUCUCUAUCUGUCUCUUCCCUCUCUCUCUAUCUGUCUCUUCUCUCUCUCUACUGUCUCUUCUCUCUCCUCUCUCCUAUCUGUCUUCUUCUUCUCUUCAUUAUCUUUCUCUACUCUAUUUCUCUUCUUCCUCUAUCGUUCUUCCUGUCUCUUCCUCUUCUCUCUAUCUGUCUCUUCCUUCUUCUUCCUCCUAUCUGUCUCUCUCUUCUCUUUCUCUCUAUCUUCUUCCCUCUCUCUAUUGUCUCUCCUUCUCUAUCUGUCCUUCCUCUAGUCUUCUCUUAUGUCUUCUACUGUUCUUCCUCAUCGUCUCUUCUAUCUUCUCUAUCUGCUAUCUUUCUCUUUCUUUCUUCUUAUCUGUCUUUCUCUCUCUAUCUGUCUCUUCCCUCUCUCUCUAUCUGUCUCUUCUCCCCUCUCUCUAUCUGUCUCUUCCCUCUCUCUAUCUGUCUCUUCUCUCUAUCUGUCUCUUUCUCUCUCUAUCUGUCUCUUCUCUCUCUAUCUGUCUCUUCUCUCUCUCUAUCUGUCUCUUCCCUCUCUCUAUCUGUCUCUUCCCCUCUCUAUCUGUAUCCUCCCUCUCUCAGCCUAUGUGUUACAGGUGAAGGUAGAGAUGGAGCUGGAGAUCCUGCAGUGUGAGAAGACCAAGGCUGUCAGGGAGGAGCAGCUGGAACGACUCACACAGAUCUGCCAGGAACAGGCUGUAAGUCCCACCACCAUCACCUCACAGAUAGCGUUGAGGCUAGGGUUGAAGCUAGGGCUAGGGUUAAGGUUUUGGUUGAAGCUAGGUUGCGGUUGAGGCUAGGGCUAAGGUUGAACCAGGAUUUGAACAUUAAGGUAGGGUUAGGGUUAGGGCUGUGGUUAAGGAUAGGGUUAGGGUUGAACCGGGAUGUGGAAAUGAAGGUAGGAUUAGGGUUAGGGCUGUGGUUACGGCCAGGGUUAGGGUUGAACCGGGAUGUGGACAUUAAGGUAGGAUUAGUGUUAGGGCUGUGGUGGAGCUUAGGGUUAGGGUUGAACCGGGAUGUGGACAUGAAGGUAGGAUUAGGGUUUGGGCUGUGGUUACGGCUAGGGUUAGGGUUGAACCGGGAUGUGGACAUGAAGGUAGGAUUAGGGUUUGGGCUGUGGUUACGGCUAGGGUUAGGGUUGUACCGGGAUGUGGACAUGAAGGUAGGAUUAGGGUUAGGGUUGUGGUUGACCCUAGGGUUAGGGUUGAACUGGGAUGUGGACAUGAAGGUAGUAUUAGCGUUAGGGUUGUGGUUGACCCUAGGGUUAGGGUUGAACCAGGAUGUGGACAUGAUGCUAGGGUUAGGGUUGAGGGUUAAGGUUGAACCGGGAGGCAAACAUGAAGCUAGGGUUAGGGUUGUGGUUGAGGGUUAGGUUUAAAGUUGAACCAGGAUGUGGACCUGAAGCUAGGGUUAGGGUUAGGUAUCCUGGAUGGAUAUAGAUCUCAUUCCGUCAGUAGAGGAUGCCUGGUUGUUCCUUAAAAGUAAUUUCCUCUCAAUCUUAAAUAAACAUGCCCCAUUCAAAAAAUACAGAACUAAGAACCGAUAUAGCCCCUGGUUCUCCUCAGACUUGACUGCCCUUGACCAGCACAAAAACAUCCUGUGGCGUACUGCAUUAGCAUCAAAUAGCCCCCGCGAUAUGCAACUUUUCAGGGAAGUUAGGAACCAAUAUACACAAGCAGUCAGGAAAGCAAAGGCUAACUUUUUCAAACAGAAAUUUGCGUCCUUGUAGCACUAACUCCAAAAAGUUUUGGGACACUGUAAAGUCCAUGGAGAAUAAGAGCACUUCCUCCCAGUUGCCCACUGCACUGAGGCUAGGAAACACUAUCACCACCGAUAAAUCUACAAUAAUCGAGAAUUUCAACAAGCAUUUUGCUACAGCUGGCCAUGCUUUCCAUCUGGCUACCACUACCCCGGCCACCAACUCUGCACCCUCCGCUGCAACUUGCCCAUGCCCCCCCCGCUUCUCCUUCACACAAAUUCAGACAGCUGAUGUUUUGAAAGCGCUGCAAAAUCUGGACCCCUACAAAUCAGCUGGGCUAGACAAUCUGGACCCUUUCUUUCUAAAACUAGCCGCCGAAAUUGUCGCAACCCCUAUUACUAGUCUGUUCAACCUCUCUUUCAUAACGUCUGAGAUCCACAGAGAUUGGAAAUCUGCCGCGGUCAUCCCCCUCUUCAAAGGGGGUGACACUCUAGAUCCAAACUGCUACAGACCUAUAUCAAUCCUGCCCUGCCUUUCGAAAGUAUUUGAAAGCCAAGUUAACAAACAGAUCACCGACCAUUUCGAAUACCACCGUACCUUCUCCGCUAUGCAAUCCGGUUUCCGAGCUGGUCAUGGGUGCACUUCAGCCACGCUCAAGGUCCUAAACGAUAUUAUAACCGCGAUUGAUAAUAGACAGUACUGUGCAGCCGUCUUCAUCGACCUGGCCAAGGCUUUCAACUCUGUCAACCACCGCAUUCUUAUUGGCAGACUAAAUAGCCUUGGUUUCUCAAAUGACUGCCUCGCCUGGUUCACCAACUACUUCUCAGAUAGAGUUCAGUGUGUCAAAUCGGAGGGCCUGUUGUCUGGACCUAUGGCAGUCUCUAUGGGGGUGCCACAGGGUUCAAUUCUUGGGCCGACACUUUUCUCCGUGUAUAUCAAUGAUGUCGCUCUUGCUGCUGGUGACUCUCAGAUCCACCUCUACGCAGACGACACCAUUUUGUAUACAUCUGGCCCUUCAUUGGACACUGUGUUAACAAACCUCCAAACGAGCUUCAAUGCCAUACAACACUCCUUCAGUAGCCUCCAACUGCUCUUAAACACUAGUAAAACUAAAUGCAUGCUUUUCAAUCGAACGCUGCUGGCACCCGCCCACCCGACUAGAAUCACCACUCUCGACGGGUCUGACCUAGAGUAUGUGGACAACUACAUAUACCUAGGUGUCUGGUUAGACUGUAAACUCUCCUUCCAGACUCACAUAAAGAAUCUCCAAUCCAAAGUUAAAUCUAGAAUCGGCUUCCUAUUUCGCAACAAAGCCUCCUUCACUCAUGCUGCCAAACACGCCCUCGUAAAACUGACUAUCCUACCGAUCCUUGACUUCGGCGAUGUCAUUUACAAAAUAGCCUCCAACACUCUACUCAGCAAAUUGGAUGUAGUCUAUCACAGUGCCAUCCGUUUUGUCUCCAAAGCCCCAUACACUACCCACCACUGUGACCUGUACGCUCUUGUUGGCUGGUCCUCACUACAUGUUCGUCGUCAAACCCACUGGCUCCAGGCCAUCUAUAAAUCACUGCUAGGCAAAUCCCCGCCUUAUCUUAGCUCAUUGGUCACCAUAGCAGUACCCACCCGUAGUCUGCGCUCCAGCAGGUAUAUCUCACUGGUCAUUCCCAAAGCCAACACCUCCUUUGGCCGCCAUUCCUUCCAGUUCUCUGCUGUCAAUGACUGGAACGAAUUGCAAAAAUCUCUGAAGCUGGAGACUCUUAUCUCCCUCACUAACUUUAAGCAUCAGUUGUCAGAGCACCUUACUGAUCACUGCACCUGUACACAGCCCAUCUGAAAUUAGCCCACCCAACUACCUCAUCCCUAUAUUGUUAUUUAUUUUGCUCUUUUGCACCCCAGUAUCUCUAUUUGCACAUAAUCUCUUGCACAUCUAGCAUUCCAGUGUUAAUACUAUUGUAAUUAUUUUUGCACUAUAGCCUAUUUAUUGCCUUACCUCUAUAACUUGCUACAUUUGCACACACUGUAUAUAUAUUUUCUGUUGUAUUUUUGACUUUAUGUUUUUUUACCCCAUAUGUAACUCUGUGUUGUUUUUAUUGCACUGCUUUGCUUUAUCUUGGCCAGGUCGCAGUUGUAAAUGAGAACCUGUUCUCAACUGGCUUACCUGGUUAAAUAAAGGUGAAAUUUAAAAAAAUAAAAAGGGAUGUGGUUGAGGCUAUUUCAGAUUUCCAGAGGCUGCAAUUACAAUUGCUACCAGCGGGGGGCAGUAACACUUCACAGAAGAGUUCAAUGUGUUGCCUAUGCAUUUUCAACAGACAUCAGAGAUGAUGUAGUGUUUCCUUCAAAUUGUUGUUACAAUAUUCAAUGAUUUUCAAAUCAGUAAAAAACAGGCUCAAGAAGUUGAUUUUCUGAUAUUAUGAACCCACAAUACUCAUAAGCACGCAACAUAAUACAGUAAAAUACAUUUGGAAAGAUGUUUCCCAUAUAGAUGAAAACAACAAACAUUUUCCAUGUUAUUAUUUUUUAUCACUGUCACUGGUCACCUAUGAACGUUUGAACAUCUUGAAGAACAAUCUGGCCUUAAUGGCCAUGUACUCUUAUAAUCUCCACCCGGCACAGCCAGAAGAGGACUGGCCACCCCUCAGAGCCUGGUUCCUCUCUAGGUUUCUUCCUAGGUUCCUGCCUUUCUAGGGAGUUUUUCCUAGCUACUGUGCUUCUACUGCUGAUUUAAAAAGGGAUUUAUAAAUACAUUUGAUUUAUUGAUUAAUGACUGCACUCCUCUAGUCAGUUGAACUAAAGGACUACAUUUCAUUCAAAGGCUCAAGGCCCCAAGAUCAAUACAGGGAGAAGCCAUAACUGUACAUCAAUGGAAACAUGUUGUUGUACAAAACAGUCCAGAAAUGAUGGGAUACUCAGUGUAAUGCUGGAAACAAACAGUUCAUGUGUAAUCUGACUGGCUGUUUGUCAAUAUGAGCCAUCAGGCCAGAGGAAACCCCAGUGAAAGCAUUGAUCCUAUAGCUAGUAAUAUAACCACUUAGCCUGCAGAAUGCCUGGGAUCAUGCUGAAAGGGCCUAUCUGGGACUAAAAGGUUAGGUUAGUCAACACUGUAAUAUUGUUACAUCAAUAAACCAAGAUUUCAGCUAGAAGAAUACAUGUGUGUGUGCCUUUCUCCAGACCAACUCUCUCUCUCUCUGUCUCUCUCUCCCCCCCUUUCUCCCCCUCUCUCUCCCCCCUCCCUCCCUCCCCCUUCUCCCCUGCCCUCUCAGUUUGAGAUCAGACAGCUCCGGGCCCACCUGGCCCAGCAGGACUUGGACCUGGCUGCAGAGCAGGAGGCUGCUAUGCAGAUCCACCAUGUGUGGGGCAAACAGAGGAGCAGCUACCAGGUGGUGGAGGGCCGGGGCCCCGGGGAGUCUGACGACGAGGGACAUGGAGACCUCAGGGAGACCCCAGGAGGUACAGUCACCUAUACUGUACCUAUAAUCAACACUAUAUAUACAGCAGUAUGUGGACACCCCUUCAAAUUAGUGGAUUCGGCUAUUUCAGCCACACCAGUUGCUGUCAGGUGUAUAAAAAAACGAGCACACUACCAUGCAAUCUCCAUAGACAAACACUGGCAGUAGAAUGGCCUUACUGAAGAGCUCAGUGACUUUCAACGUGGUAACGUGAUAGGAUGCCACCUUUCCAACAAGUCAGAUCGUCAAAUUUCUGCUUUGCUAGAGCUGCCCCGUUCAACUGUAAGUGAUGUUAUUGUGAAGUGGAAACGUCUAGGAGCAACAACGGCUCAGCUGCGAAGUGGUAGGCCACACAAGCUCACAGAGUGGGACCGCUGAGUGCUGAGGCGCGUAGCGCGUAAAAAUCGUCUGUCCUUGGUUGCAACACUCACUCGGGAGCUUCAUGAAAUGGGUUUCCAUGGCCGAGCAGCCGCACCCAUACGCAAUGCCAAGCGUUGGCUGGAAUAGUGUAAAGCUCGCCACCAUUGGACUCUGGAGCAGUGGAAACACAUUCUCUGGAGUGAUGAAUCAUGCUUCACCAUCUGGCAGUCCAACGGACGAAUCUGGGUUUGGCGGAUGCCAGGAGAACGCUCCUGUCCGAAAGCAUAGAGCCAACUGUAAAGUUUGGUGGAGGAGGAGUAAUGGUCUGGGGCUGUUUUUCAUGGUUCGGGCUAGGCCCCUUAGUUCCAGUGAAGGGAAAUCUUAACGCUAUAGAAUACAAUGACAUUCUAGACAAUUCUCUGCUUCCAACUUUAUGGCAACAGUUUGGGGAAGGCCCUUUCCUAUUUCAGCAUGACAAUGCCCCCGUGUAUAAAGCGAGUUCCAUACAGAAAUGGUUUGUCGAGAUUGGUGUAGAAGAACUUGACUGGCCUGCACAGAGCCCUGACCUCAACCCCAUCGAACACCUUUGGGAUGAAUUGGAACGCCGACUGCGAGCCAGCCCUAAUCGCCCAAAAUCAGUGCCCGACCUCACUAACACUCUUGUGGCUGAAUGGAAGCAAGUCCCCGCAGUGGAAAGCCUUCCCAGAAGAGUGGAGGCUGUUUUAGCAGCAAAAGGGGGACCAACUCCAUAUUAAUGCCCAUGAUUUUGGAAUGAGAUGUUCGACGAGCAGGUGUCCACAUACUUUUGGUCAUGUAGUGUAUGUCACAUCCAGGGAAACUAGGGCCCAGAGUUUGUCCCAAAUUCUGUCCCUAACUAUAAAGGUAUAUGUAAUACUCCAUACCAUAAUCCUCAGACCAUGAGCUAAAAUAGCUAUUUGAUAUUCUUCUUGGGUAUUGCUAUAUUCUGGACCAAUAAUGAUAAUGAGUCUGAUGAAUACUGCUGUUCCAAGAGGCAGACUAGAAAAGGAACGGACAAAAUCUGUAAAUCCUAAUUAUGAAUUACUUCACCACAGACCAAAAACAGAAUGAACUUGACUAAGUUCUACAUUGGUCUGUUUGGUUGAAAAGGCAUCCUGACACAACCAGGAGAGAGGUUUGUACAUAAAGUAUGUACAUAAUUAUGUGGAACAAAAAGUCCCAACCGAUGUAACAUCAGGUGAAUGGGGUGCCGGAGCAAUGUCAAGCUAAUCUAGCAGCAGUAGCCCUGAGCUAGUCUCCAGGCCCUAGCCUCUUAAAACACUGACGUUAGCUCACAACACCCCUCUGACCGCAGGCAAGGCACGCACACACACACACAACACACAACACACACACAACACCUCUGACCGAAGGCAGUGCAGUAUCAAUAAAAGGGCAGAAAAGCUUUUAGGAUGUGCUGAAACCUGGGGACAACAAGCAUGUUCUCCUAACGGCACGUCACACACAGACACACACACACACAGACACACUCACAAGCAAGCAAGCAUGCACGCAGGCGCACACACACAUGCAGGCAUGCACAUGCACUCACACAAACACACAUGCACGCACCCACACAUGCACGCACACACACACACACACACACACACACACACACACACACACACACACACACACACACACACACACACACACACACACGCAACCACACACACACCCCACCUCAGCCAGGCUGUUUCAGGUACAGAGUGCUCUGUGCAUUGGGCCUUGUUCUGAGGUCUGAGGAGAGAGUGGGCCACUGUGAACAUCUGUUCCUCUUCACCUGGAAACCACAAUAGGGCACCAGGAGAUGCCACACCCCCCCCCAGGGGAUUGUGGGAAAUCUGGCUCUUAGGAACAAGCGUGUUUUUUUUCUCCAGAACAUGGACGAGCCAUUGGGACAGGAGGAGCACUUAGGCUUCAGGCAAGCCUGCAAGGGCAGACCGUGGACUGGGUUAGGACUCCUCACCUCUCUCUCUCUCUCCCCCCUCUCUCUCUCUCCUUCUCUCGCCCGAGGGAUGCCAUCAAAGUGUCAUUCAUUCUUAUUGAGGCACUCUACUGCUAAGUCUAUUUCCUUGUUGAAAACUAAGCUCGUUUCAAAAGGAGGUAGAAAAGGUUAGCAUCAUUUUGUCUAUUGGUCACGAGGGAUUUGUGGUUUUGUCACUUCUCAAGAGAGCAGCUGUAGAUUUUGAGGAACAUACAAAAUUGACCACAAAGAGUUGUGGGUGAAUAGCACAGUACUUGAAUUUCUUUCAGAUCAACUUCUUGGAAGUUCACAUAUUUGUUGUACUGCUGGGGGAAGAGGGCAAAGAAAAAUACAUUUCUUAAAAUCGAGUUAUAUUUCAAUGGCAGGACCAAAAUCCAAUGUGAAUACCUCACUUAAAGGAUACGUUUUAUUUUUUACAACCAAAUCUCUAUUUUUGAUGUAAAUGGAAUGUUAUAGAAGGGUUCAAACACCUUUUUUGUGAUUUCACGUGUUUAUGAGAAACUUACCCCAGACAGCAAAUCACUUCCUCAUCCUCGUUGUGUAGUAUGGGGACCCCAAAAAGUAUGAACAAAGGCUCCAAAAACAAAUAUGUCCUUUUAAAAACGGCAAAGCUCUCAGAGUAGUGAUGCAGGUCUUUAGAUGUUGUACACAUUAAAUUGUGUCAUUCUGAACUUUAUCUGCAACGUUAUAUUCCAUUUUGUUGUGACUCGAGCGAUACCUCUCCGUCCAUUCUACAGGUAACUGCCAAAAUAAAAGAAAUACUUGAGUAAAUGAGGGAUACAAAGUAUACUGAAAGCAUGGGGUGCUUCCACACAGGAAGUUCCAGACACUUGUAGAAUCUAUGCCAAGGUGCAUUGAAGCUUCUCUGGCGGCUCGUAGUGGCCCAGCGCCCUAUUAAGACACUAUGUUGGCGUUUCCUUUAUUUUGGCAGUUACCUGUAGCAGCAGGCUACACAGAGAAUAGAACAGCUGGUUAGGGGAAACAGCUUGAGUCGCGCAAAAGGGAAUGUAACGUUGCGGAUAAAGUUCGUGAUACAACAAUUUCAUGUGUACAACAUCUAAAGACCUGCAUCACUAUACUGAGAGCAAAAAGGACGUAUUUGUUUUUGGAGCCUUUGUUCAAGGUUUUUCGGGGCCCCUAUACUACACAACGAGGAUGAGGAAGUGAUUGGCUGUCUGGGGUAAGUUUCUCAAAAACGUGAAAUUAAAUAAAGGUGUUUGGACCCUUCUAUAACAUGCCAUUUACUGUACAACAAAAAUAGAUUUGGUUGUAAAAAAUAAAACUUAUUCUUUAAAGGUAGCAGAGCUGUGUGACUAUGGCUCUGCUAUCUACAGAUCAUCACAUAAAGUAUUGCACAUGCUUAUUGAUUUAAACAAAACUAAAUGACCUAAAUUAUGUCAGCCCCACUACUUGUGGUCCUCUGUAGCUCAGCUGGUAGAGCAUGGCGCUUGUAACGCCAAGGUAGUGGGUUCGAUCCCCGGGACCACCCAUACACAAAAAAUUUAUGCACGCAUGACUGUAAGUCGCUUUGGAUAAAAGCGUCUGCUAAAUGGCAUAUUAUUAUUAUUAUUAUUAUUAUUAUUAUUCAUAGAUGGAUGGUAGCCUUACUAUUAGAGAGAGAGAGAGAGAGAGAGAGAGAGAGAGAGAGAGAGAGAGAGAGAGAGAGAGAGAGAGAGAGAGAGAGAGAGAGAGAGAAACACGGAGAGAGAGGGAAAGACAGAGAGAGAGGGAAAGACAGAGAGAGAGAGAGAGAGAGGGAGGGGGAGAGACAGAGAGUGAAAGAGAGUGAGUGGGGGCCUUUCAUGUUGUCCAUCCUUUCUUUCUUUCUUUCUUUCUUUCUUUCUUUCUUUCUCUCUGAGACCUCAUCCUCAUGUGUUAUUAAUCACAGAGUGAUUGUCUUGGUCAUGUUUUAGUGAGUGCAAUGCUUCCUCUCCAGGGGUGGCCCUCCCUCCCUCGGAUUAAUAUUUUAGGCUGAAAAAUAAAUGAAAUUACCCGUCAGAGUCUGCUGUGGUCCUGGGGGAGCGGCCCAGGCACUCAGGGUACUUUGGGCACCACUCAGCGGACAAACACAGAGCUCAGGCCCAAUCAAGCGAACACAGAAGAGCAGAUCAGGGCAGAACCAUUCACCACUGAGGCCCUAGCUGGCUGGCUGAGGACACAAAGAGAACUCUAUAUCAAAGUCUGGUUGAUCUCACAUUCACUACUGCACUUGAACCUCACAACACCAUCUUGGUGUGAUUUGGAAACCAUGGUUACGUCGGUAAAGCACCUGUAGACUUGGAUAGAUAGAUAAGAUGUCAGAUGUCCCACCACCUAAAAGUGAAAUGUACUGUUCCCAAAUCUAGGGAUUGCUUUGCAUUGUGUUUACAGUGCAUUGAACAUACUGUAUAUUUUAUGUACAAAGAAAUCAUACAGAUUGGGUCUUUAACCUCAUCAUGUUUCUUUAUCUGUUAUCCAGAUCCUGUUGUCCAUCAUGACGACAUGAACAACUAUAUCAGCCAGUACUACAGUGAACCAAGUAGUGGUGAGUGACUUAGUGGAUCUUGGGUAAAGUGUAGCUGGUAAUGUAUAUGAGGCACCUCUGCUGUAUACCUAUCUUCCCCAGUCUGAUGUCCUGGAUGAUGUGUCAUUUCAGACAUGGGGGGUCCUCGUGUCAUCACCACAGCAGCCAUCGACGUCCACCUCCCUAAGACCCAUUACCCCGCUCACAACAACCCUCUGCUGGGCGUGGAGCGAAUGGGCAGCUCCGUGAAUGUGAGUGACACCUCCACCAGCAUAUCACGGUCCAGCGGCAGUCUGACGGCCCGCCCCCAUAGCCUGAGCAGCCACACCCUGGGCUCGUCUACUACGGACUGCAGCAGCAGCACCAUGGCUAGGGACUACCACACCCAGGCUAGGAACUACAAUUCCCAUACCAAGGCCCGUGGGCCCUAUCUGGACUAUAAGUCCCAGAAGCAGACACCGGACAGGGACUUUAACACCGAGCACUACAACACCCAGGGCCAGCGCUGCUUCCCCCCGCCAUACUGCAGCCCUAUGGGCCUGGGUCUGACCUCAGCCCAGCCUCCCCUCCCACGGGACCCCAGCGUGGUAGUCCAGGAGCUGCUCUCCUCCCUGUCUGAGGACUCCUGUCUGGCCCAGAAAGGCCUGGUGGACCCAGUUAACCUGAAGCUUCCCAGCCCUGCCGGCUCAGCCAAGGCCAGCCCAGAGCUGGAGCACAGGAUCAACAUCUACAACCGGAGGAAUCAGGAGGAUAGCCAGUACCAGAGCCAGGGCCAAGCCGCAGCCACUGUGCUCCUACAGACUAAACCUCUCGUCCACCUGCAGGGCGGCGCGCCUGAGUCCUCUUUGGAGGAGAAGUAUAGGCUACUGGGUCCUGCUGAUGGUCCACUGGGCCGUCUGCCUGAUACAUAGGGUUGAU